CUGUGUGUUUGUCGAUUUGUGGUUUCCAUUAGCGUUUAUAGCUUAAGCGCAAGAUUCAAUCUUUUGAAAACGUAUUCAAGCUACACAGCUGAAUAUUUGGUUCGGGUAGGUGGGCUGCUAACCUGGACGGCCAUCUCAACGCCGCCAAUCUCCAAGUCCGGCGGCACCUCGACUGAUUAUUCAGUGACGUUACCAGGCCGCCGGAAAUCGCGGAAGGUGAAUAAUUUUGGGGAACUUGAAAUGGGGCUGACUUCCCUGAACGAUACAGGUGAAGCAAUGAAAUUAUGUGUGUUUGAUUUGAGAAGGGGACAAACUGAAGGGCAGGAGUUGGACAAGAUUCUUUUCUUCUAUCCCGCUGAUUUGCCAAUUUCGACACAGCUCUCGGUUAUCGGCCUUAGUGAAGGACUCAUCACAUUUACGAGAAUAUUCUCUCCCGACGCUCCAUGUGAGGUCAUUGAAGCAGAGAUGCAUUCUCAUGUUUUCUAUGAGGCAGAGCCCGAUAUAUGGAUGGUUAUGGUAGUAGAAAAAGACAAGGAAUCAGAAGCCAUCUGGCGAGUUGAUGCUCUACGGAGUAUUCUUAAAGAAGCUCAUUCCCUUUUCGUGAUGUUUCAUGGUCCCAUUAGAAGCUUGGUCGAUAGAGAACCUACUGGAGGACUUGUCAGAACACAUCUGUAUUAUUUCAUCAUGGAUUUUCUGAGUGCAUUUGAAAAGCCAUCACCAUCGGGAUAUUGCUGCUGGGGUAAAUGCUGCAAUUGCGAUUUUUCAGUUGGGAAGAGACUUCAGCUGCCAAACUUUCGUGACUCUUUAAAAGAACGUGGAACAGUGCAGAUGUUAACUGUGGGGCGGGAGGCUGCUCUUGAGGUGCAGUCUCUCGUUAGAGUGUUGGAAUCAUGUGCGGGUAAUGCAAAUUGCCACUCAUUGACCAUGUUCCAGGACUUGCUGGUCUCGACUAGCCUCUCUCCUAUCGACACUGUCAAUCUAUUUACGUACGCCGUCCUAAGGCUAACCCCACUUGCUCUAUCCUCUGGAGUAAGUUCAUGGACCAAUUCACGCAAAGCAAGCACAUCAUGUAAUACUUCUGCUGGGGCUGUACUAGCUAAUUCGGGAACCGUUGUGGAUCAAUAUCACAAUUCUCGUGAUACAUCUCCACUUAGAAACCACAGUUAUCCAUUUGUUAGGCCUUUGCAGCAUUCCAAGUGGUCCAAAGGGAAGGAUGGCUUUCUCGUCACAGAUAUUUGGGGUUCGGAUGUUAAUGACUUGAUGCCUACAAACCCAACUAUUUGGCUUCACCAAACAGAGGAAAAAAUGUAUCUAUUAGGUUAUCAGCAUAAGGGCCUGACCGUGAUACUUCUUAUUCCAGUCUCGUCAGUCAAUGGGGAGCAAGGACUUGCUUUGGUGAAGCAGCAAAUCCUUGAAAGCGCUUCAUUGAAGAUGUUCAAAGUUGAAGAGAAGCUAUCGAGAGGGUGGGGUGGUGAGAAUGCAUAUCACGUGAGUGGGUAUCGUUAUUUAUUGAUCGAUGGUGAUCGACGUAUAUCAAGGGCUUCUCCACCUGGAAAAGUAACAACUCUGGCAAAGGACUCCUUGAUUGCGCUGACUAAGCUUCGGGAGGAGGUUGAUUUGGAAAAAGAUAGGGCUAAAUGGGAUAAUUCGGGCCGUGAGAAAGAUCUUCAAAUCUGCAUGAGGGCCAAAAACAAUGCCUGGGUUAUUGCUCGGCUCACGACAGGAAAGGAGCUUUUUAUGGUUUUGGAAAAAGCUAGCGAAACCCUUCUCUACGCCUCUGAUGCCCUCGAGAAGUUCAGUGACAGGUACUGCAAUGGUGCGUUUUCCUUGGAUUAGACAACGGUCUUUAACUGAGGUCACUGGCAUGAUGCAAUUGGCAUUAAAUUUUGAAGAAUUUGCCCACGAUCGAGCGUUUGUAUAAAGUCCAACUCCAUAUAUUUUCGUUAUAAUGACGAUUUAUUUUUCCCCCUUUUUCUGGUAUCCUUAACAGAAUAAGACGGUAAUAUGAAAUUGUCGAUCUUCGGAUUAGAAAUAAAAAUUCUCCUUAUGCAGUACAGUUUAAUGGUUAGUCGAUGGUUUUCAGUUAUGUACAGUUUUUGAACAUUGUAUUUGUGUUUAUUGUCCUUCAUACAAAACUCUUGCCAGGCCCGUGAAUUGGAAGUUUCAUCAUCUAUUGUAUUGUAUGCAAGAUGAUACAACUAAUGGAACGUCGUGUGAUUAAUAAAUAUUCCCUAUAUGAUAAAUAAUAGUAGU
Molecule: messenger RNA, 2253 nt
Organism: Striga asiatica
Lineage: Eukaryota; Viridiplantae; Streptophyta; Magnoliopsida; Lamiales; Orobanchaceae
Source: the annotation of a GenBank genome assembly